Messenger RNA from Peromyscus californicus insignis, 939 nucleotides. Its product is annotated as taste receptor type 2 member 140-like. Gene Ontology annotation, cellular component: membrane. The record is from RefSeq and is a predicted model, not a curated record. Gene Ontology annotation, biological process: detection of chemical stimulus involved in sensory perception of bitter taste; G protein-coupled receptor signaling pathway; sensory perception of taste. The transcript has a single exon. Gene Ontology annotation, molecular function: G protein-coupled receptor activity; bitter taste receptor activity. Lineage: Eukaryota; Metazoa; Chordata; Mammalia; Rodentia; Cricetidae. Bases 1 to 939 code for a protein of 312 amino acids.
AUGAGUCAUAUCCUACAUGUCACAUUAACAUUUAUUUUAAGUGUGGAAUUCAUAAUAGGAAGUUUAGGAAAUGGAUUCAUGGCACUGGUGAACAUCAUGGACUUGGUCAAGAGAAGAAAGAUCUCUUCAGUGGAUCAGAUCCUCACUGCUCUGGCCAUCUCCAGAAUAACUCUGCUCUGGUCAUUAAUUGCAAGUUUAUUGGUUUCAUAUAUCUACACAGCUUUAAUGAUAACUGGAAAAAUGAUGAGAAUUAUCAAAAUUUUCUGGACAGUGACCAAUCAUCUCAGCAUCUGGCUUUCUACAUGCCUCAGUAUCUUUUAUUUUCUCAAGAUAACCAAUUUUUCAAACUGUGUUUUUCUUUAUCUGAAGUGGAGAGUAAAAAAAGUGGUAUCAGUGACAUUGCUGGUGUCUUUGCUCAUUUUGUUUUUAAACAUUUUAGUCAUAAACAGAUAUAUUGAUGUCUGGAUUGAUGGACACGAAGCAAAUAUGUCCUACAGUGCUAUCUCAAGUAAGUCUGCUCAAUUUUCUAGACUUGUUUUACUUGUCAACACUAUGUUCACACUCAUACCAUUCACUGUGUCCUUGACAAUGUUUCUCCUGCUCAUCUUCUCCCUGUGGAGACAUCUGAAGAACAUGCGGCACAAUGCAGAAGGCUCCAGAGAUGUCAGCACCACAGCCCAUGUAAAGGCCUUGCAAACUGUGGUCGCCUUCCUGUUACUGUAUACGGUUUUCUUUCUGUCUCUUCUUUCACUAUGUUGGCUUGUUGAAUUCAAGCAGAAAAGUUUCAUAGUUUUGUUUUUACAGGCAGUGGGAAUUGCUUUUCCCUCAGCCCAUUCAUGUGUCCUGAUUCUAGAGAACAGGAAGCUGCGUCAAUCCUUGCUUUCCAUGCUUCGGUGGAUGAGGUACAGGCUCAAAGAUACAAAAUGCUCUAUUCCCUAA